Messenger RNA from Andrographis paniculata, 2492 nucleotides. RefSeq names its product threonine--tRNA ligase, mitochondrial 1. The coding region runs from base 7 to 2166 and encodes 719 amino acids. Gene Ontology annotation, cellular component: chloroplast; cytoplasm; mitochondrion. NCBI's taxonomy places the organism in Eukaryota, Viridiplantae, Streptophyta, Magnoliopsida, Lamiales, Acanthaceae. The transcript has 20 exons. Gene Ontology annotation, molecular function: threonine-tRNA ligase activity; ATP binding. The record is from RefSeq and is a predicted model, not a curated record. Gene Ontology annotation, biological process: threonyl-tRNA aminoacylation.
GGGUUUAUGCGAUUCUCCAUUCGCAUCAUUUCCAUAUCCCUCCGCCGCUGCACUGCUCCGCCGUCCAGCCGUCGCUUCUACUUUCAGAUGGCGGAUUCCGCUGCCAACAGCAAGGGUAAGUCGAAUUCGAACUCAAAUUCACCGGUGUACGCCAAAGACGAAGCGUAUCUUCAAUCUGUCAUCCCCAAACGAAUUGCCCUUUUCGAAUCUAUCCAGAAUCAGCAGAAGAUUAGUCGCCUUGCCCUCUCGCCGGAUCCAAUUCAGAUUACGUUGCCGAAUGGGAAAGUGAAGGAAGGCAAGAAAUGGAACACGACGCCACUAGAUGUCGCAAAGGAAAUAUCUAAGAGCUUGGCGUCAAACGCCUUGAUUUCCAAGGUGGAUGGGGUUCUGUGGGAUAUGAACAGGCCAUUAGAAGGCGACUGCAAGCUUGAGCUGUUUACCUUUGAUACUGAUGAAGGCCGUGAUACUUUUUGGCACUCCAGCGCGCACAUUCUUGGCGAGUCGUUGGAGCAGACAUAUGGAUGCCGACUGUGCAUUGGGCCUUGCACUACAAGGGGCGAGGGAUUUUAUUAUGAUGCAUUUUAUGGUGAUCUGGGCUUGAAUGAGGAUCAUUUCAAACAGAUUGAAGCGGCUGCCAAAAAAGCCGUUGACGAAAAGCAACCAUUUGAGCGCAUUGAAGUUACGAGGGAACAAGCUCUUGGCAUGUUCUCCGAUAAUCAGUUUAAGGUUGAAAUUAUUAAGGAUUUACCCGAGGAUAAAACUAUCACAGUCUACAGAUGUGGUCCUUUGGUUGAUCUAUGUCGUGGACCUCACAUACCAAAUACCUCUUUUGUGAAAGCAUUUAGCUGUUUGAAGGCAUCAUCUGCAUAUUGGCGAGGUAAUAAAGACCGUGAAAGCUUGCAAAGAGUCUAUGGGAUAUCUUAUCCCGAUCAAAAACGUUUGAAGGAAUACAAAGCCAUGCUAGAAGAAGCUAAGAAAUAUGACCAUAGGGAACUGACCAAAAAGCAAGAGCUCUUCUUUUUUCACCCCCUUAGCCCUGGAAGUUGUUUCUUUUUACCCCACGGUGCUCGAGUUUGCAACAAGUUACUGGAAUUUAUGCGAAAUCAGUACUGGAAAAGAGGCUAUGAAGAGGUGUGGACCCCAAAUAUGUACAAUAUGCAGCUGUGGGAGACAUCUGGUCAUGCGGCCAACUAUAAGGAGAAUAUGUUUGUGUUCGAGGUUGAGAAGCAGGAGUUUGGACUCAAGCCAAUGAACUGCCCUGGCCAUUGUUUAAUAUUUGAUCAUAGAGUUCGCUCCUAUAGGGAACUUCCACUUCGCCUGGCAGAUUUUGGAGUCCUGCAUCGAAAUGAAGCAAGUGGGGCACUUACUGGGUUGACUCGUGUGAGGAGAUUCCAGCAGGAUGAUGCUCAUAUUUUCUGUCGGGAGUCUCAAAUUAAAGAUGAAGUCAAGGCUGUUCUGGAAUUCAUCAGUUAUGUUUACAAAAUAUUUGGCUUCACCUUUGACCUAAAGUUGUCUACGAGACCGGAGAAAUUUCUCGGAGACCUGGAAACAUGGGAAAGGGCUGAAGCUUCCCUUGCUGAAGCACUAAAUGAGUUUGGAAAGCCUUGGGAGAUCAAUGAAGGUGAUGGAGCAUUCUAUGGGCCUAAGAUUGAUAUUAGUGUUUCUGAUGCAAUGAGAAGAAAAUUUCAGUGUGCAACAUUGCAGCUGGAUUUCCAACUACCAUCUCGAUUCAACUUAACAUACUCAGCAGAAGAUGAAACCAAAAGGGAAAGGCCUGUUAUGAUACAUAGAGCCAUUUUUGGAUCGGUUGAGCGAAUGUUUGCCAUUCUGUUGGAGCACUACAAGGGGAAAUGGCCUUUUUGGCUUAGCCCACGCCAGGCAAUAGUCUGUCCUGUCUCCGACAAAUCCCAGCCAUAUGCUCUGCAGGUACGGGAUCGCAUACAUGAUGCUGGAAUUUUUGUUGAUGUUGAUACGACUGACAGAACAAUUAACAAGAAGGUACGUGAAGCCCAGUUGGCUCAGUAUAACUAUAUAUUGGUUGUUGGAGAGAAAGAAGUCGGAACUGGACAGGUGGCGGUGCGAGUCAGGGACAGCAAUGAUGCUAACCUCAUGAGCGUCGAUGACUUGCUGAAUCGUUUCAAGAAUGAAAUAGCUUCCUUUCAGUAGGUAACCUGAACUUAAAUUGCAGCUCUGAUUUAUUGUUGCAAAAUUUGAAGAAUUUGCAAAACAAAUCAAUACGCGUAGAGACGAAACUCAUUUCAAUUGUGUGACUUGAGGUAUAUACUAAUUUAUCUCUUCAACUCGGUUGUGCUGCUUUGAAUGUGGAUCGUUUUUGUUCCCCUACGCCUGACUUUGCAUUUGUAGCAUGAACUGCUCAGGUUGUUGAUAUUUUUGAGUUCUAAUUUGAACAAAUCCUAAAGGCUUUGAAAUACGUUGUAAUGCUUGAAAUGGUCUCUUUCAUUGUUGAUUUGCAAGAUGUGUACAUUCCCUCA